AUUGUUUUAUUUCAUCAAAAAUUCCCAUUAGAAUUAAAUCAGGAUUCUUUAGUACACGUACUGUAUAGUAUCAUCUUUAGCAAAAAUAAAUUUCUCAAAAUGCACAAAUUUUGGCAUUGGAAUUGUUUGCAUGUGCAUUUGUAUUAAAGUGCAUUUGCAUUCACCUGAGCCCAGGAAGUGAUUACUGACCCCACCCAAUAAUUAACACAAUGAAAUAAUAUUGUGAAAAGUAUGGCUGUACUUUCUGCAUGGGAUAUACAACCAACUUGGAGCUAAAAAGCUACAGCUACUUCUUAAGUAUCACAAUAGAUGCAGCAAAAGGAGAUGAAUGCACUGGUAUGUUUAUUUUUACAAUAGAACUUGUAAUUCAAAAGUUAUUACAAGAAAACGAGGGCUCAGGUGAACACAAAUGGACUUUAGUAUUCAUUUUUGUUGCAGUUUUCAUGUUUUUGUUUUAUUUCGUAGAAUCCCAGCGUGCCUACAGGUUUGUUAGAGGCAAAGACUGGGGAUUCAAGAAAUUCAUAAGAAGGGAUUUUCUAUUUGACGAUACGAAUGGGCUAUUGCCUGAAGACAAAUUAACAAUUUAUUGUGAAGUCAGUGUGGUAGCUGAUGCUGUCAAUACAAGUGGUACUACUAGUCUUGGCCAUAGACCUGUUGUCCCUGAUUGUAAUCUCUCCUCUGAUAUUGGCUGUCUCAUGGAAAAGGGAAGCUUUCAUGAUGUGACACUUUCUGUUGGGACCACCGAAUUUAAAGCUCAUAAAGCAAUUCUAGCAGGUAUGGAAGAGAAUGGUUUUUGUAGAACUUUAUGUUAUGUAUGUAAAAAUUUAAAGGGACAUGUUUCAUAGCUGAUUUUAGAAAUUUAUAUUUUAUGUACAUGUACAA
Amphimedon queenslandica is the source of this 882-nucleotide messenger RNA. RefSeq names its product speckle-type POZ protein-like A. The record is from RefSeq and is a predicted model, not a curated record. NCBI's taxonomy places the organism in Eukaryota, Metazoa, Porifera, Demospongiae, Haplosclerida, Niphatidae. The coding region runs from base 249 to 845 and encodes 198 amino acids. The transcript has 2 exons. Gene Ontology annotation, molecular function: protein binding.